ACUGCUUUUGAUCAAAGCAGAGCAGGUCUGCUGUAGGGCUUAUCACCAUUGGAAUCAAGGAGAGGAGGAGAAAAUCACUCCAGAUAAGCGCAGAACUUCCCUAGCCUGUAAUACCAGCUGUGGGUACUGUUCUCAGUGUUGGAGAUCUUCACAAUACAAUCGGACCAGAUCCUUUGGAAAUAAUUGUGUCUCAAAUGCCCUGUGGAGCACAUACUUAAUCAGUUGAUGGCUAUGGAAUUUUCCAACAUCAGCUAAAGAGAAGGGUCUGGCGUAUUCUCCCGGGCCACGGUGAGCAUCUGUAGACCAGAGGCUUGAGAAAAAGGAGGAGCAGGAAAUGGCCUGGAUUUCUGGAGGCCUGCUCUAAAGCUGGUCAGUUCUGCAAGAAAGGAAAGGAGGAGGAGACUGGCUCAAACCUCUGGAGUCUGGAAACAUCAGGAAUAUUGAGACAGGUGUAGGUUGCGCUGUGACUGGGAGAAGAAGACCUGCAGGACACCCUGCUGUUGGUUGUGGGGCUUGAUACCACUUGAACAAGAGAAGGAGGGAGAAAUUGCACCACGUCAGUGAAGAUCCACCUCCAGUGGCAGCUCUGGUGGUGGUGGAGUUGCUGCUGACCGCCACCUUCAACAAGUCUCAACCCACCCAAGAACCGGCCAUCUUCCUCAGCUUGCUUGUGCCUCUUCUGCACUUUGUCCGUCUUAUUGAUUGAGUCUGCGUGGGAAGGAGACUGACUGCUGGACUGGCAAUUGACUGUAACUCUUGUUUCCAACCUCAUAUCCUAAAUUACUGAAAAAUCAGAGUGUGAAGAAACAAACCUGUGACAGAUCUGUGGUCAAGGUUGAGAUUGAGGGAGGGCUAUAUACCUGGGUUUUGUCUGUAACUUGUACCAUGACUGGUGCCGAGAUUGAGCCUAGUGCCCAGGCUAAGCCUGAAAAGAAGGCUGGGGAAGAGGCUGGGGCUGAGAGAGAGAAUGAGGUCCCUCUCGUUGUCAGGCCCAAGGUUAGGACCCAGACCCAGGUAACUUCUGGGGCAAGGCCCAAAACUAAGACUAAGGUUAUGCCUGGAGUAAAGCCAAAGACUGAGGCAAGUGCCAUGCGUAGGUCACGUCGUAAGAAUAAGGCCAAGGCAAUACCUGGGUCAAGAUUUAAGGAUGAACCCCAGGUGUAUGCCCAGACCAGUUCCUCUCCACUGGUCAGUACUGAUUCUAAGUUGGUUGCUAAAACUAAUUCCCUGUCUGUGGAUAGAGAACUGGUUAGUAUGGACACUGAUAACUUUCAGGGAAGGAAAGCUGACUCUCAAGCUGGAUUCCAGCCAUCUCUUAUGUCAGAGGAUGAGACCUAUAUGGGGUCCUGGCACUCUAAUAGGCCUACGUCCAAACAAGAGGCCUCUUACAAUUCUAAUUUCAGGGGUGUUGAUAAAUCCUCUAUGAGUUCCUGGUUCUGGAGUGGAGAUGAGGUCACUACAAGAGGGCAUCCUAGGAACCAGACAAAGGCCAGUACUAGGUCCAGGCACAUGGCCAAACAUGAAGCCAAUACCAUGUCUAGGCCCCAAACUAAUCAGGAGCUCUAUAUUGUGUCUAGUUCUGGUUCUGAGGAUGAGUCUGCGAAGUCAUCCUGGUUCUGGUCCAGAGAAAAGACCAAUACCUCCUCUGGGCUCAGGGGAGGGGACAGUAGCAGGUCCAGGUUUAGGUUCAAGAAAGAAGUCUAUGUUGAAUCAAGUUCUGGAUCUGAGAAUGAAGGCCAUAUGAAGUCCUGGUUCUGUGCUGGAGAGGAGGCCAAAUUCAGAUCCAAACGCAGAGCCAGGAAAGAGGCCAAUAUCAGGGCCAGGCGCAGGGGCAGGCGAGAAGCUUGCGUUGAUUUCAUGUCUGGGUCUAUAGAUGUAAUCAAAAAAGAGUCUUGCUUCUGGCCUGAAGAGAAGAUUAAUACCUUUUCAAGGCCCAAGACCAAGAAAGAGGCCAGGGCCAGAGCAAUAGCAAAGGCAGAGGCCAAAAGCAAGGCUAGAGCCAGGGCCAGGCAAGAAGCCAGGUCAGAGGAGGAGGUCCUCAUUGGGACCUGGUUCUGGGCUACAGAAGAGCCCAGCAUGGUGGAUGGGGCCAGUGUCAAGUCCAGUCCACAAGUGGAGGAUGAGUCCAUUGUUGGAAGUUGGUUCUGGCCUGAAGAAGAGGCCAGUGCGGGGACUGGUGCCAGCAGUCUAUCCAGACCAAUAGUUGAGGAGUCUAUUAGUGAUUUGUGGCUUACAACUGGAGAAAAGACCAGCAUGAAAACUGGGAUUGAGGCCAUCUCUGAAUCUAUACUAGCAGCUGAUGAUGAAGAGGUCAUUAUUGGUUCCUGGUUCUGGGCUGGUGAAGAAGUCAGCCCAGAGGCUGAGGAAGAGACCAUUUUUGGGUCUUGGUUCUGGAUCAUUGAUGAGACCAGUGUAGAAUCUGCUGUUGGGGUCAGCUGUGAGUCCAGGCUAAAUUCUGAGGAAGAAGAGGUCAUUGGUCCCUGGUUCUGGGCUGAAGAAGAAAUUGAUACGGAGACUGGGGUUAGAGAACAGGCCAGGCCAGGAGCUGAAGAAGAGACAAUAUUUGGAUCCUGGUUUUGGGCUGAAAACCAAACCCACAUGGAUUCUGGGGCUGAACCUAGCUGUGACACCACACCAGGGGCUGAUGAGGAGGAGCCCAUUAUUGAGUCUUGGUUCCAGGCCAGAGUAGAGGCUGAUGUCAACAGUAAGUCUGGCAUGGAGGAUGAGGAAGAGGACAUUAUACCAUUUUGGUUUCGGGCCAGAGAAGAGGUCAGUAUGAUGUAUGGGGCUGAUGCCAGAUGCACAUUUAUGGCAGGAGCUGAGGAGACUAAAAAUAGGUCUUGCUUCUGGGAAGAAGAAGAACCCUGUAUGUAUUCUGCCAGUGGAGGAAGCUGGAAGUCUAGCUCAGAGGAGGAAGAGGACACUGUUGAUUCAUGGUUCUGGUCCAAAAAAUACACAAGGCCAGAGGCCAUUGUAGGGUCCCAGUUAUGGGCUGCAGAAGAGGGUAGUAUAGAUGGGACUGGAGAAGAGGCCAAGCUACCAGCUGAAGACGAGAUCAUGAUCAAUUCCUGGUUUUGGAAAGAAGAUGAAGCCAUUAUAGAGGCUACCAACAGAGAAGAGUCCAGAUCAGAAGCUGAGGAGGAGGACAUUAUUGGUUCUUGGUUUUGGGCUGGAGAAGAGGACAGGUUCCAGGCAGAACCUGAGGCUGGAGAAGAAAAUAGGCUAACAGUUGAGGAGGAAGGUAUUGUUGGGUCCUGGUUCUGGGCCAGGGAAGAGGCCAUUAGAAGAGAGGAUGAGUUUUGCAGCAAAUCCAGUCACAAAGCUGAAGAAGAAGAAGUCACUGUUAGGCCCUGGUUGUGGGAAGAAGAGGCCAGUCUGGAGGCAGCAGCAGGGACCAACUUUGAGUUUAAUCCUGGGACUCAGGAGGAGGAAAUCACUGUUGGGUCCUGGUUCUGGGCUGAAGAAGCAGCCAGCAUAGAGGCUGGGUCUCAGGCAGUAGAAGAGACUGGGUCAGGUACUGAAGAGGAGACCAUUUUUGGAUCCUGGUUCUGGGCUGAAGCAGAGACAUGCUGUGUAUCUAAAUCAGAGAAUGAUGAAGAGAUGAUUGUUGAAUCCUGGUUCUGGUCUGAAGACAAGGCCAUUAAGGAAACUGAAUCUGUGGCCGCCUAUGAGUCCAGGUCAGAAAAUGAGGAAGAGAUAUCUAUUGGGUAUUUGUUUGGAGCUGAAGAUGAGAUGAAUAACAGGACUGACAAUGUUACCAACUAUGAGUACAGGGCAUCAGUUGAUGAGGAUGAGGCCAUAGUGGGGUCCUGGUUCUGGGCAGGAGAUGAGGCCCAUUUUGAAUCAAAUCCUAAACCUGUGUUCAGGGACAUUUGCAUGCCAGGGUGUUCAGUUGAGCAGGAUCCUGAUCCUUCACGCAGGCCUCAGACUUGGGAGGAGGUCACUGUUCAGUUCAAGCCUGGUCCAUGGGGUAGGCUUGGCUUCCCAUGCAUAAGCCCCUUUAAAUUUCCAAAAGAAGCAGCAUCUUUAUUCUGUGAGAUGUUUGGGGGAAAGCCCAAGAAUAUGGAACUUGGCCCAGAAGGGGAAGAGCAGGAAUCUUCAUCUCAAACUGAUCAGCCUGACCCUGAGUUCCCAUUUCAGUACGAGCCUUCCUACCGGUCAGUCCGGGAAAUUCGAGAGCAUCUUAGGGCCAGGGCAAGUGCAGAGCCAGAGAAUUGGUCCUGCAGCUGCAUACAAUGUGAUCUUAAAAUUGGUUCUGAAGAGUUCGAAGAACUCCUUUUAUUAAUGGAGAAAACUCGAGAUCCUUUUGUUCAUGAAAUAUCUAAAAUUGCAAUGGGUAUGAAAAGUGCUUCUCAAUUUACCCGAGAUUUCAUUCGUGAUUCGGGUGUUGUCUCACUUAUUGAAACCUUACUCAAUUAUCCAUCCUCCCGAUCUAGAACAAGGUUUUUGGAAAAUAUGAUUCACAUGGCUCCACCUUACCCAAAUCUAAAUAUGAUUCAGACAUACAUAUGUCAAGUGUGUGAGGAAACCCUUGCUUAUAGCUUGGAUUCCCCUGAGCAGCUUUCUGGAAUAAGAAUGAUUAGUCAUUUCACUACUACUUCUGACUAUCACACACUGGUUGCCAAUUAUAUGUCUGGGUUUCUCUCCUUAUUAGCUACAGGCAAUGCCAAAACAAGGUUUCAUGUUCUGAAAAUACUACUGAAUUUGUCUGAAAAUCUUGUCAUGACAAAAGAACUACUCAGUGCUGAAACACUGUCAGAAUUUAUGGGCUUCUUCAACAGGGAAGAGACACCUGACAAUAUUCAAAUUGUUCUUGCAAUAUUUGAGAAUAUUAGUAAAAAUAUCAAAAAAGAAGAAGAGUUCGCUGAUGAUGAUUUCGAUCUUGAGCCACUUAUUUCUGCAUUCUAUGAAGUUGAGAAAUUUGCUAAGGAACUGCAAGGCAAAACAGACAAGCAAAAUGACCCUGAAGCAGACCAAGGGAAUUAGUAUCAUUAAUUACUUGCCUCUGAUUGUCCUUAUGUUCUUGAUUAUGAUCCUUGAGUAAUGCUUUGGUUUUCACAGUUGGUUUUAUGUUGCAUUGUACAUCUUUAAUGCUGAUACUAACUUUGCCUAACCCUGUGUGUAAGCUGGAUCAUUUUUCUGAUGCCAAAUGAAUAUUAUAACUGAAAACACACUUGGUGAUAUUUGUCUCGUCCAAACUGUGAUCUUGUGAUCUUUAGUAUUUGAGCUUAUAGUGAACUGAGCCAUCAUAAAUAAGCUACCCUUCUGAUUGUUCUGAUUGUCGUUCUACUGUAUAGAUAUCUGUUUGUGUGUGGUGUUUCAAUAAAUGGUGUUUCAAUAAAGUCCUAUGUUAAAGUUGG
Microcebus murinus (gray mouse lemur) is the source of this 5360-nucleotide messenger RNA. RefSeq names its product G protein-coupled receptor associated sorting protein 1 (gene GPRASP1). The record is from RefSeq and is a predicted model, not a curated record. Gene Ontology annotation, cellular component: nucleus; cytosol. NCBI's taxonomy places the organism in Eukaryota, Metazoa, Chordata, Mammalia, Primates, Cheirogaleidae.